Molecule: messenger RNA, 3891 nt
Organism: Megachile rotundata (alfalfa leafcutting bee)
Lineage: Eukaryota; Metazoa; Arthropoda; Insecta; Hymenoptera; Megachilidae
Product: IQ and AAA domain-containing protein 1-like
Molecular function (GO): ATP hydrolysis activity; ATP binding
Source: RefSeq, a predicted model, not a curated record
UUCGCAUUUUUUAAAGGCGCAUUCGGAUGAUCGAUAUACAUAUGUUCAUUGGCAAAUACCGAAAUUUUUCGGUAUACGAAAUGUCGAUAAUAUAAUAUAAUACGAACAAUGAGUUUACAAAGAAUUUGGCAGCUUUAUUCAAGCUCGAUUUGCGUACACAUGAAUAUUGAUAAGGAAAUAAAUAGAAGCAUCCGUGCAACAACAGGUGCAACAGGUAAUCGACUGAAUUUUGUCAGUUUAACGUUGGUAUCCAUUUUUCAGUUAACCAAACUCCAAAUUUUCCAGUCGUUUCAAAAUUAUCUAGUUCCAUAUCCAUAUGCAUAAAUGGCCAGCCACUCCAUAUAAUAAUUAGUUAUCGUUAAUGAACCAAUGUCGUAUGCUUAUUACAGCGAACUAUGGCUUAUCGCGAGAAACGAUUUGGAGAAACUCCUGGAGCUCGAUCAAAGGUUACGACAGCAAAGAAGGACGGAAAGAAAAGAACAGGGUUUAAAUUUACUGGUUCCAACGUAUCUCAGGUAUCGUAACCUGGUGAAGAGACUGAUAGUUUGUCACGACCAAAUGGUACAAUCGCAGAAACGAGAUCUGAUAAAACGUGUCCUGGAUUGUUCCAUCGGUCGAAUGCUCGAAUACAAGCGGGAAAUUGUUAAAUUAAAUUAUUCGGAUUACCUAUGGCCCGAUGAUUCGAUGAAACAGCUGAAAUACACUACCGAUGAUCUGGAUCUGUCGGUUUCAGCGACUGGCAAAGACGUUCUUUGCCACCGUAGGAAAUACAUCGAAGAAUUGAUAGAGGAUGCUCUGAAGGUAAAAGAAGAGGCCGAGAGCUUAAAGGCGAUCGUCAGUGAAAUCGAAAGCAUCGCCGAAUCCGAAGAAAGUAUGCCGAGAUUGCGAAGAAGAAAAAUUCGAGAGAAAAGCACGGAAUCUAAAUCGGCAUCGGUCCUUCGAGUACCUUCGGAGACGAUGAGGGCUCGAGAAGCUGAAAUCGCCGAGGAAAAUACUAGGCGAGAUGCGAUACUACUUUUACAGUCUCACGAAAGGGCAAGGAGGGGUCGGUGCGCCGGGAUCGAAGCGCAACGAAUCUACAACUACAACAAGAAAAUACAAGCGGGACAAAUAGUACCGAAGAAGAUGAGCAGAGUUACGUUUGUAACCGCUGCUAGAACGAUACAGCGAGCAUGGAGAAGCUAUCUGGCGAAGAAAAAAAUGAAAAAACGAAGGGAUCGUAUCGAAGAGCUGCUGGACAUGACGAUACCUAGCUGGAAAUCCCGAGAAAUUUUGGCGAAGGACGAGGAGAAUUUUCAAAAGAGAUUAGAAUCGAUGCCACUGUCCGUUGUUCGAGUAUCGAAAAUGACAGACGACACACGAGCUAGACUGUGGAAGAUCAGAGGACCAGGUUUAAUGGAGGACAUCACCGACGAGAUUCGAGAAUGGUUCAUCAUUUGGUACGACAGAGUUGGACAUUACGACGCGUAUCCAGCCGCGCGCUUAGGGGGUAGCGUUCUAAUAGUCACCGGGCAAACUUUAACACCCGAAGAGUAUCUGGUGCAGAGGCAUAAAGCGGCAGCAGCAGGCAAAGCGGCUAAAGACUCUGGCACGAAAAAGAAAAAAAAGUUCUUACCGUGGAUAGCCGAAACGAAAGCGGCCACGUUACUCGAUGAUACUAAUCAGGAUUUCGUUAAGAACUGGAGCUUUCGCGAUCGCUCGAACUCGGAUCCUCGGGAGAAGGUAUACGAGGAUCUGAUCAAGGAUCAACUUUGCUACGAAUUGCAAUUGGAGAUGCGGAGAAUAGUCGAUGAACUGAUGAGACUGGAACUGGAGAAAUUGAAUACAGCGUUGACAAGGGAUUACAAAGCCGAUAAAAGAGAGCUCAACAUACCUAAAGAUAAAAGUAAGACUUCUAAAGGAAGAAGAAAAAAGAAAGGCGCAUUGGACGACGUCCCUGUGCAAGAUAUUUUUAACGAAUUAGUGAAAGCUAAUAUAAUCAGAAACUACCCCGUAACAUCACUGAAGGAUUGGAUAGGGGAUCUUUCCUACCAAAAUUACGAAGCAGAUCGAGAAUUUCGCGAUUACAAUUAUCGAAUGGGUGAAGUCAAACAGAUAGUUAUGGAUUAUUGUAUAAUUCCUCUGAGCUCGAAGGAAGUCCAUCAAAUCGCACCCCUGAUACGAGCCGUUUGUAUUUGUGGCCUUCCACGACAUGGCAAGAGUUUUCUGGUGAAUGCAGUCUGUUCCGAGGUUGGAGCACUGUUAUUCGAUAUGACACCAAACGUAUUGGUAGGCAAAUAUGUAGGACGCAAAAACGAACGAAAAUUGAUGAACAUGAUCUCGAAAGUCGCCAGAGAAUAUGCUCCUUCGAUAAUUUUCAUCGACAACGGUGAAAAGCCUUGGUUGAAGAAGGUACCCCCCGAAGAGAGACAGUAUCAGCCAAAACGAUUCGCGCGACACUACACCAAACUAGUGAAAAGUAUCAAACGCGGUGAUCAGAUCCUAUUUCUCACGACCUCCUCGGAGCCAUAUAAAGCAACAAGACCCUUUGUCAGGAUCCACGACAAGUUCAUAAUGAUUCCUCUCACGGACUACAACACGCUUUACAUGUUUUACAAAGAUCUGCUGAUGAAGUACCACGGAAUCGAUCGCAAUAUCGAUGUCUCUUGUCUGGCGAAGAUGUCCGUGAGCAUUCCAUUGGAGUUCAUAAGAAACGCGGUGGAGAAUGUCCUAAACCUUCGACGUAGGAUCACCUUGAAAUUCAAACCGUUGAACCAGCAAGAGAUUAUGGAGGAAGUGUUCAAGUACGAGUCUCCUCCAGCAAAGACGUUGAAACAGUUAAGGAAUUUCGAAAAUCGAACUCCGCUUGGAAGAAUGAGGAUGAAGAUGUUGGCGAAAGAGAAAGAGGAACGCGAGCGCCUCGCGAAACAGAAAAAAGCUCGUAAAUGAUGGAGAUUGGUAAAAUGACAAACAUAUUUGUCUUAUAUCGAUAUUCGUCGAAGAUUGCGUUUACUUUCCUCGAAAUUAUUGUUCAUGAACGGUUCGAGAGAAAACGUCUCUCAAAGCAGAUUGCGGAAACAUUUUCCAUCCUGCGAGCCACCCUUCGCUGGAACGAAGAGAAUGGAAACGACAGGAACUUGCUAGGUAAAACGUGGGAUGUAGCUGCAUCGAGAGACAAGGCUGCGGUGUUUUUAACGAGUCCUUGCCUCGCGAUCAGGAAACUCGUCGAUCGUUCAACAUGCCGAGAAAAUCGGAAACUUGAAAUAAAUUGACAGGAAAACGAAGGACCACGAACGUAUUUGGUGCGCGAUGCCUGUUCAAAGACAGUGACCUUUCCGGGAGAAACGUCUUUGGUAGAACCACGAUCAUCGAUUGAGCGAUUCCUUCUUUCUUUCUUUCUUUCUUUCGUAUCGCGAUUCGCCAACGUCCGUGUCCGGACGUGAAACUGGUUUUCGUCUUCGUGAGACGCUAAAAACGAUCAUCGAAAAACAGAAGACAGAUAUAGCGAGGAAUAUCAUUGGAAGAAAAAAUUGCUUAUAUUAAGUCCAACGAUCACUGAUUAAACAGACCAAUAUCGAGACACGAGUGAACAACACUCGCGGUAAAUGUAUCGAUAAACGCGUUCACGCAUCGAAACCUAAGAAACGUAUUUUAAUUUUUAAUCCUAUACUGUUCGCAACGAUUCCAAAAUUUCUGUUAAUAAAUAAUCGAUGAGACGAGCGGUUAAGGCAUUACGUGAAACAUCGAAAACUAGUAGAACGCAAGUUCGGAACGUUCCCGCCGUAGUAAAGUACAAAUUAUUUGGCGUCGUACGAUCCUGAAAGUUGGUUCCGGGCACGAGGCGACAAAGGUUUAAUCCUGCUAUGCAAAGUGUAAGUGUAAAGGGUACGCAUGCACGACACAUACCUACAA